This is a messenger RNA of Linum tenue, 2035 nucleotides long. The record is from the annotation of a GenBank genome assembly. NCBI's taxonomy places the organism in Eukaryota, Viridiplantae, Streptophyta, Magnoliopsida, Malpighiales, Linaceae.
AUGGCUUCCCUGAGCUGCCACCAGAAGAGCAUAAUAAUCGUUCUGACAAUCCUCGUAGCAGGAGCCAAUGCUGCAGACAUCUUUCUGACAUGGAAUGUUUCACUUGACACCACCCUCAAUCCCAUUUCCGUCCAGCAACCUGUGAGACACACACAGAAACAUAUAUGCUUUACAUACAUAGGAUCUCUUCUUUACCUGAGUGGUGUCAUUUUUCUGAUUGAGCAGGUUAUUACCAUCAAUGGGAGGUUCCCUGGACCGACAAUCAAUGCGACUACCAAUGACUUCGUCCAUAUCAAUGUCUUCAACGACUUGGACGAGCCAUUACUGUUUACAUGGAACGGGAUACAGCAGAGGCUAAACUCAUGGCAAGAUGGAGUUUCAGGAACAAACUGUCCCAUUCAGCCUGGUCAAAACUGGACUUACAAGUUCCAGACAAAGGAUCAGAUUGGCAGCUUCUUCUACUUCCCAUCGAUCAACUUCCAGAAGGCUGGUGGUGGGUUCGGAGCGAUUCGGGUCAAUAACCGGGCAGUCAUAGCUGUUCCAUUCCCAAAGCCUGAGGACGAAUUCGACCUUCUCAUUGGUGACUGGUACUAUGACAGCUACCAGAUGCUGACCAACGGCCCAGCCCAACCCAACCUCCCAUCUUUGACGAUGCUCAUGAAUGGGAAAGGCCCAUAUGUGAACUCGUCGACCCAAGUAUACGAAUCCUUCACCGUCUCCCAAGGGAAGACGUACAGGUUCAGGGUAUCGAACGUGGGAUUGCGGAGUAGCUUCAACUUCAGGAUCCAAAACCAUCGGCUGCUAGUCGUCGAAACGGAAGGAUCGUACACGAAUCAGAUGGUGGUGGACUCUCUCGACGUCCACGUAGGACAGUCCUACUCUGUUCUCGUCACAGCGGAUCAGGACCUCGCGGACUAUUACAUCGUCGCUUCCCCCAAACUGUCCAAUGUCAGUAACGACCCAAACAGCGGGCUUCUGGGUGUUGGGCUUCUCCGUUACAACGGCUCCUCGACGAACGUCAGUGGGCCGGUACCGAGCGGGCCCAGCCCAUUCGAUAUGCGAUUCUCCAUCGAGCAGGCCCGGUCCAUUAGGUGGAAUCUAACAGCAGGGGCGGCAAGGCCCAACCCACAAGGGAGCUUCAAUGUCUCCAACGUGACAGUGUCACAGACAUUUGUGCUUAGUGGAUCAAAUGCACAAAAUGGUAACGGUGGUGUGGUGUACUCCACAGUCAAUAACGUGUCGUAUAUGACGCCGGACACACCAUUGAAGCUGGCGGAUUUCUACAGCAAUGGCUCCGGCGUUUACACCCUCGACCAGUUCUCGACGAACUCUUCGAACGGCGAGCUCCGGCAAGGGGUUUUCGUGGCCGCCGGGAGGCACAAAGGGUGGUUGGAACUUGUCCUCACCAACGACCUUGGAAGUAUAGACUCGUGGCAUUUGGAUGGGUAUGGCUUCUUCGUGGUCGGGUAUGGAUUUGGAGACUGGACGGCGGCGUCUCGCUUCUCGUACAAUCUGUUCGAUCCGGUUGUUCGUUCAACUGUUCAGGUGUAUCCAAAAGGAUGGACUGCGGUUUAUGCAUUUUUGGACAAUCCAGGAAUGUGGAACCUGAGAUCACAGAAGCUGAGGAAUUGGUAUAUGGGACAGGAGCUGUAUCUGAGAGUGUAUGAUCCUGACCCCAACCCUGCCAAGGAGUUUUCCCCUCCAGCCAACCUUCUCCUUUGUGGAAUUUACAGCAACUCAACUCCACCACCUCCUAAUUCUCCCAACUCAACCCCUCCGCCGCCGUCUCCUUCUCAGGCAUCUUUUCACCACUUCCCAUGGUUCCAAAGCUUCGUGGUGACCGUGGUGGCAACUCUAUAUAUCUGCAUGAAGCAAUAAAUAGUAGGGAGAGCUGCGUUUGACAUCAUGCAAUAUAUAUAUAUACUACAGUACUGUGGCAUUGCCCAGCUAGUGUACUAAGACUCAAAAUUAAGUUCCUACAUUUUUUUACUCAUUUAUUGGUGGUGGUCUAGAUGUAACAUUGAUGCCACAAAAA